This is a messenger RNA of Belonocnema kinseyi, 3991 nucleotides long. It is a transcript of the gene amon, whose product is annotated as neuroendocrine convertase 2. The record is from RefSeq and is a predicted model, not a curated record. Gene Ontology annotation, biological process: protein processing. The transcript is spliced from 13 exons. Bases 24 to 2207 code for a protein of 727 amino acids. Gene Ontology annotation, molecular function: serine-type endopeptidase activity. NCBI's taxonomy places the organism in Eukaryota, Metazoa, Arthropoda, Insecta, Hymenoptera, Cynipidae. Gene Ontology annotation, cellular component: trans-Golgi network; Golgi membrane.
GUCGCAGUCGAUUUCGGGCGAGCAUGGGUAAAGCACGUGUUCUUUCUGCGAUAACGCGAACCCCAUACAACAAAACUGAUCGCGCCUCGAGCAACAACCGUGCCAUUGAUUAUUACACCACCAAUAAGACCUUCGGUACUGCUGCCAACAUCAGCAGUUGUAUUAUCCAAAAAUCCAGCUGCCUCAGAAGAUCCGUAAGAUCAAGGGAUCUCUUCAGCAGUUUUCCGUGCCGCCCUAUCGAUGCCGAUUACAGCAGCUUCCACCCAUUUUCAUCAAUAACGAUGGCCCAUCGGCGGCCCGUUUGUCUCCUCGGCCUUUUCCUGGUCAUCGCUGCUUUUUGUGACCAAAUCAAGGCCGAGGUCUUCACCAACAGUUUUUUGGUAAAGAUGCGCGAACCGGCCGAUCGACAUGUAGCUGAUUUGGUUGCAUCCCGAAACGGUUUCGUCAAUCUGGGACCGGUUUUGGGUAGCCAAACCGAAUUUCAUUUCGUACAUAGAGCCCUUCCUCAUGCACGGAGCAAAAGGUCCGUGCCUCACAUGAGAAAGUUAAAAGUGGAUCCUCUGAUUCAUACAGCCGUACAACAGUCAGGGUUCAAACGAGUCAAAAGGGGCUACAAAGCACUGAGUGUUGACAAAUUAGUGCCGUUGUAUCAAAUCAAGGAUCCUUCGAAUCCUGCUAGUCGGGAUCCGACAGAUCCAUAUUUUCAGUAUCAGUGGUACCUGAAAAAUACCGGGCAAAAUGGGGGAAAACCGAAAUUGGAUUUAAAUGUCGAAGCUGCUUGGGCACAGGGAGUAACUGGAAAAAAUGUAACGACAGCUAUCAUGGACGAUGGUGUUGAUUACAUGCAUCCGGACCUAAAGUUUAACUACAAUGCUGCAGCUUCUUAUGAUUUCAGUAGUAACGAUCCUUAUCCUUAUCCACGUUAUACAGAUGAUUGGUUCAACAGUCAUGGAACAAGAUGUGCGGGUGAGGUGGCAGCUGCAAGAGACAAUGGCGUUUGUGGUGUUGGUGUGGCUUAUGAUUCGAAAAUUGCUGGUAUCAGAAUGCUCGAUCAGCCAUAUAUGACUGAUUUAAUUGAAGCCAACAGUAUGGGGCAUGAGCCGAAUUUGAUAGAUAUAUACAGCGCGUCGUGGGGGCCAACUGAUGAUGGAAAAACUGUUGAUGGCCCUAGAAAUGCUACGAUGAGAGCUAUCGUUCGUGGAGUGAAUGAGGGGAGAAAUGGUCUUGGUAACAUUUAUGUGUGGGCUUCUGGUGAUGGAGGUGAAGAGGACGAUUGCAACUGUGAUGGCUAUGCUGCGAGCAUGUGGACUAUCAGCAUAAAUAGUGCAAUCAAUGACGGUCAAAACGCGCAUUACGAUGAGAGCUGUUCAAGUACUCUGGCUUCGACCUUCAGCAAUGGGGCUAAGGAUCCUAAUACUGGAGUGGCUACAACCGACCUUUAUGGAAAAUGUACAACAACCCACAGCGGAACAUCUGCAGCAGCACCUGAGGCUGCUGGAGUAUUUGCUCUUGCUCUCGAAGCUAACCCUCAGCUAAGCUGGAGAGACAUUCAACAUCUGACUGUCUUGACAUCAAAAAGAAAUUCUCUUUUUGACGCUAAGGGGAGAUUUCAUUGGACAAUGAAUGGUGUCGGGUUGGAAUUUAACCAUCUCUUUGGUUAUGGGGUUUUAGAUGCUGGAGCAAUGGUCGCUCUCGCUAAAAAGUGGAAAACCGUACCACCAAGGUAUCAUUGUGAAGCCGGAGCAGUUUUAGAACCAAUGGAAAUCCCCAGCGAGAGAUCCAUUUUAUUUAAAAUAAAAACAGACGCUUGUGCGGGCACCGAAUUCGCUGUGAAUUAUUUGGAACAUGUACAGGCAGUUAUUUCAGUAAAUGCGACUCGUCGAGGGGAUGUCGAAUUAUUUUUGACUUCUCCAAUGGGAACAAGGUCUAUGAUUUUAAGCAGAAGAGUUAACGAUGAUGACCAUAGGGAUGGAUUUACCAAGUGGCCCUUUAUGACAACUCAUACCUGGGGAGAAUAUCCCCAAGGAAAUUGGCUACUGGAGGUCAGCUUUAAUUCUCCAAGUCCUCAACAAGGUUGGUUCAAAGAAUGGACUCUGAUGCUCCAUGGAACAAGAGAUCCACCUUACACCGGAUUACCAGCGGCUGAUCCUCACUCCAAAUUAGCCAUAGUAAAAAAAGCCCAUGAAGAACGUCUAACGGCGGUUUAAAUUCGCUGGCGAACUGAGGAAGGAAGGAAGGAACUUUCAAAACCGAUCAGCUUUUCUCAAAAUCAUCAAAUUCUCAACACCGAUUACAUCCUGGGAGGAUCUAUAUAGAGCCACAUAGAGGCUCGUUUAAAGAAGUCCUUUUUGGACAUCCACAUAGAAACCACUUCAAAUUCUGUUUUUAAUUCCAUAUGAAGUAGAUCUUAGAAGCAUCCACAUAGAUCCAUGCAGAAAAAUUCUGUACGGAAAUCCAUAUAAAUAAUUACAGCAAAAGGAACGCUUUUGGAAAUCCAUUCAGAAACCAUCUCAAAUUCUAAUUGGAAAUCCAUAUAGAAUACAUCAUUAGGACAUCCGUCUGGAUACUUCUAGAUUUUCUAUGUAUCAAAUUUUCCCUAAGUGACAUUACCAAUAGAAACCAUCAGGAUCAAAUAUUUAUAGAAAUUUUAUGUGGAUCUGUAAAAUAUUUAAUGGAGGGCAGUUUAGAUUGGAUUUAAAGUUAUUAAUUUAAAAGAUGCACCAUCUUUCCUUCCAAACUCUAGAAUCGCCAAAAGUAGCAACCUUUUCUGGGAACAAUGAUCUAUAUUUUCAACGGUUUUUAUCAUUUUAAGCUAAAUAUCAUUUACUGACAAUAUAUUUGUUGAUAAAGAAAACGCUCCAAUAUUGUUUAGGUAUCAAAUAGUUUCUAAUUACAAGAUCACUCGGACAUGAAAUUGUGAGAAACAUGAAAUCAUAUUUUUGUAUCGAGUUUUGAGACCCUUAUUCGAAAAUUGCUAUAGGUGAAAAAUGUAAUUAAUUGAGGAACAAAGUAAAGGAAAUUAUUAGAUUUUCCUAUUUGGUGACUUAUACUGAACUAAGGGUGUCUCAACUCGGAUUACAACGAGGAUAUCAGUAUUAGAGAUCAAUAUAAUUGUUAUUGUGGUAAUUGUGGUAAUUGUGGUCUACUAUUGUACGAAUAACUUUGUAAAUCUUACUAUACGAGAAAGAUAAUUCAUUAUGAUUAUUCUCUUCGUAAAAGCGAAAUUAUUGCGCAUCUUAAUCUUAUAAUAAGCAAUAGGGGGUUUAAUCAUAAGAAAACGUGCUCGAAAAGUGGAACGCGGGAUCUGUCCUCUUUUCGUUCUCAGUUUUUCCUAAGGCGGUUUAGUUUCUUCAAUUUUGUAGCUGUGCUACAAGAAGUGGAUGGUACAAUUUAUGAUUUAGAUUAAACUGUAAUUGAGAUAAAAGUAAAACGAGUUUCUCGUAAGUAUUUGCAAUAUGAGCAUAACUUUGUUGAUUUACCUAUCAAAAGUGACGCUACAAAUUUACGUACUUAAUUUUAAGAAGACAUUCAAUGUGAAGUUUGAUAUUGUUUAUAUAUUUACUCAUAUAAUUUAUUAAGUUACUGUCGUAUUUACAUAUUUAUAAAAUGUUAUUCCUGAUUCUUUUUCGAAGAAUUUUACAUUUAUUUAUGAAUGUUAUGCCAGGUGAUUGUGAAAACAGAUUAGAUUUUCCCGUCAUUCAUUAUUGAUAAUAAUGUUUGACUACUGAAAAAAUUACUUUUUAUUUAUUUUAUAAACUGUGAGUUAUCGGACGGGAUUAUCUUAACUGUGCUUACGAGUAGAUGAAAAAAAAGAAAUGAACAAGUCAAGAUGUAGAUAUUAUCCUAGAGCGAGUAGUAAUUGAGAAUCUGAAAAGAAAUUACAUGUACAACUACAUAUUAAUCUGUAAUUAAUCGAAUUAUACAUAUAUACGUGAAGAUUGAAGAUGGAUUUUGAUCAACUUUAUUCUGUACAAGUGUGUGAAUAAAGUCU